GGACGUGGAGGGAAACAUUCGAAAAUUCCUCGAUCCGAUUCUUCGGUACCUCAUGAGUAUGCGAGACUGCACAAUGUCUCGCCACAUGGUUGCUGUCAUCGUACGCUCGAAGGAGGACGAUUCUACUUCUGUUCAUGUCGUCGUUCAGUUCAGGCUGGGCUUCUCCGCAGUCUGUCGGUAUCUGACCACAUCACCUCGACGGAUUCGUGAUGAAACUCCGUGGUCGAUGGAACGAGGGCAGAAGUAGAAGAAUCAUCAGAGAGGAUAGGUCUCUCCUGAUUGAGCGGCUCGGUGUCGAGACCAUUUAGAGGUUCGGGAUUUCUCCUGGGCUUGCGACUGAUUCUGUUCCAUGCCAGAAUUAGAUUGUCUUCCCUGGCGAUAAGCGAGAGGAAGAGGACAUAGUCAUAGUCAUCUGCCUGCUCUGCUCUCAUAGUCAUCUGCCUGAUUCAAUUUGGACAUUGACGAUGGACGCACUUGUUGCCUUGCUUGAUUAUUACUCCGCCAGUAGCACCCCGGAAUGUGAAACGGCCCCAAUUCGAUCGGCAUGUAAUGUCGAGGAACAAUCGCCUGAUUGCCUGCUUUCAUGCAACCAAAGCUGGCACGGGCGGGCGUGCGACCCAAUUUGCUCUUUGACCACCUCUCCCUUGACUGAUUGCCGACCUUUCACGAAGACUGGUUCCGUUUCCGAGCUUGAUGCCAGCAGCGGGUACGGAACAGCGGGAGAUUGAGCAUGAAUUGUGACGACGCUCAUCAAUCACAAGCUUGCUCGAGCGUGGUCAAAUCGUACGGAAUUGAUUUCGAGGGACUGCCAUCAUUCGAAAGCUCGAGGAAUUUGCUGUCAAAUUGUACGGAUUUCAUGUCGCUGCGUGCGACAGCCACUGAAAGCUCUUCUUCACCUGCCGGUGAGUGGGCACAUCGGUGUGACUGUGACUCUCUCCCUCCCUCCAUUCGUGUGAGAGUCACGCGGGUGUUAUGCGAUCGAUCUGAUUUCCUCCAUGUCCUUCCGCUCGCUCGCUCUGUGUGUGAGUGACAUUCGCGCUCUGCACAUGGAUGAUGAUGAGAAUCAUGAUGAUCCUGAUGCGUGUACAUCAAGCUCCGAAUUGGCCCCGUGCAUAUUAACCUCAGAGCCCGGAAUGGACGACGCUCACAAUUGGGAUGAGCUUCGUUCGUUCUUCAAUUCGGGAAGUUCUGCAGCACUUCCCACUCUUCUUCUUUGGGAGUAUGAGCUCGAGCUCCGGAAUCGAGAGAAAGAUUGUCGUUUGACGAAGAUCACUGGGUUCAGUUGUAGGAGUAGAUGCUCAGCUUUGAGCUCUAAUCCACUGGGAAUCCACUCCCCGAGCUCUGCUUCUGCAUUUCAGGGCACUCGUUCGUAGGUUGGAAUCAGGGCCACGAUGAAAUUGUGUCGUGCAUCGAAUCUGGUUCUCUGUAUUUUGAUGUCCUUAGAAAUGUGGCUGCACUCGGGUGCAGUCUCUCUGCCUCUCUCUGUCUCCUCUCGAUGGAUUGUGGAUGCGUCUGAGACGAGGGUGAAGCUCGCUUGUGUGAGCUGGGCCGCGCACUUGGAGACCAUGGUGCCCGAGGGUCUCGACAAGCAGCCUCUUGCCACAAUCACGGGGCUCAUUGCUUCAUCGGGAUUCAACUGCGUUCGUCUCACUUACGCGACGUACAUGUUCACGAGGCAAGCUCUGGGUGGGCAGACUGUUGUCGAGUCGCUGGAGUCCUGGGACCUGGAUAUGGCCGCCAAGGGAGUCAUUGCUCACAAUCCGGGUCUCGCUCACUUGAGCGUCGUGGAAGCUUACAGAGAAGUCGUGAAGGGCAUUGCAGCGAAGAAUCUGAUGAUCGUCCUCGACAAUCAUAUGAGCUCCCCGGGCUGGUGCUGCUCCGAUGAUGAUGGAAAUGGCUUCUGGGAAGACAGGUUCUUCGAUCCCGAGGAGUGGCUGAGAGGCUUGCAGAUCGUUGCAGACCUCGCUCUCGAUUGCACGAACGUCGUGGGGCUGGGUCUCCGCAACGAGCCUCGAGGACCUCGUCAAAAUGCAGCAGCCUGGCGCAAAUAUAUGGCGGAGGGCGCUGAGAUUGUUCAUGGGCUGAAUCCGAACGUGCUGAUUUUCAUGUCCGGACUGAGCUAUGCCUCUGACCUCACUUUCCUCUACUGGGAGCCACUGGCAUUCAAGAACCAGUUUCUGCGCAGCAAGCUCGUUUAUGAGGUGCACUGGUAUGCGUGGUCCUCUGGAACAGGGUACAGCAAUGGCAAUCCGAAUACGAAUUGCGCUGCUGACAUCGGCAGGUUCAUGAACGAGACGGGAUUCCUUGUUGCUUCCAAUCACGCCUACACCUCACCUCUAGUGGUAUCGGAGUUCGGUAUGUAUCUGAACGGGGAAAGUCCCGGAGACGAUCGCUUCAUGGACUGCUACUUUGCACUGGCUUCAAAACUGGAUCUGGACUGGGUUUUAUGGGCCCUCCAAGGAAGCUACUACCGCAAAGAUGGGCAGGCAGACUACGAAGAGGUUUAUGGUCUGCUAACAAGGACUUGGGAUAGAGUCCGUAAUCCCAGCUUCCUGCAAAGACUACGGGGUUUGCAAUAUCCUCUACCAGGACCAUCGAGCGGUGACGGAACUGUAUAUCGUGCUCUAUUCCAUCCUGCCACAGGCUUGUGUGUCUCUCCAGAUUCUGAUUCUGGUCUGCUGCUUUCGCCAUGUUCGAGUAGCUCUAGCGUGUGGGCCUACGACUCGAGUGCGGAUACGAUGCUCAAGCUGAAGGGGUCUAGCGCUGUAGUCAAAGCUACUGCAGAAGGCAGUGUUGCAAAGCUUGGGAGCGGGGUAGAUUGUGAGGGAUGUCACUGGACUUUAGUCGGUGACACCAGACUCCAGUUUACAGUGUAUGCGGGAGGCCGAAGCUUGUGUCUGGAUGGAAAAUCUGGUUCUGCUAUCACCACCCGAGACUGCCUCUGUGUGAGUCGAUAUGAGUGCGAAGGAAACCAAGUGGUACCAACGAGUCAAUGGUUUCAGUUCAUCGAGGCCCUGAGUCCUCUUGGCCCGAUGAGAACGUGACCAACGCCUGGAGAGUCUUGAACCUUGUCUGACAGAGGACUUACAGGAGUCGUGCCACUCAAAUCUGGUCUCCUGGAUGUAUGCCCUGGACAUGGUUAGGAAUUCCAAAGAAUCUCAGAGAAUGUCCGAAGAUCAGGACUGACUCCCAAUCUGCUCAGCUCCCAGGCCAUGUUGGCCACUCUGUAAUAUACUCUCAGGAGCUGAAUCAGAAUAGUCAGAAUAGUCCAGUCAAAAUAGUCAGAUUGCCCAGCUUAGAGAGGGCUGACUGAUAAUGAAU
This is a messenger RNA of Marchantia polymorpha subsp. ruderalis, 3321 nucleotides long. The record is from the annotation of a GenBank genome assembly. Lineage: Eukaryota; Viridiplantae; Streptophyta; Marchantiopsida; Marchantiales; Marchantiaceae.